Molecule: messenger RNA, 1431 nt
Organism: Nerophis lumbriciformis (worm pipefish)
Lineage: Eukaryota; Metazoa; Chordata; Actinopteri; Syngnathiformes; Syngnathidae
Source: RefSeq, a predicted model, not a curated record
AUGCCAGAGUGCGAUAUCUGUGAAAAAAUGAACGCGAGUAAAGGCAAAGACAGCGGCGAAGUGGUGAAGAAUUACCAUAAGCAAGCGUUCGAGUAUAUCUCUAAAGCACUGAAGAUUGACGAAGACGAUGCAGGGGAGAAGGAGGAGGCUCUGCAGUGGUACAAAAGAGGGAUUGUUGAGCUUGAAAGCGGCAUCGCAGUGACGAUCACAGGACAAGGAGACCAGUAUGAGCGAGCCAAGAGACUCCAGGAUAAAAUGAUCACCAACCUCACCAUGGCUAAAGACAGACUUGCCAUUUUAGAGGCAACAUUGGCUUCAAAAAGCAGGCUUCAACCCCAGAAUGCUUCAAAUAAUGCUCAAAAACAAACAAAAUCCUUUCCUAAAAGUCUGCCUCCAGUCCGAGGAGUGGCCAAAAACAACAGGCCCUCCACAGCAGGAAAACCACCUUGUCGAACCUCCGAUUUCAAGGUCACUCCCCAAGCGGGUAGACCUUCCAAACAGCCCCAGAAGAGGGAGUUGAAAAAUUUCAAGAACGUGGACAGCAAACUGGCAAACAUGAUUCUGAAUGAAAUUGUAGACACCGGAGUGUCUGUAACAUUUAAUGAUAUCGCGGGGCAGGACCUGGCUAAACAAGCACUACAGGAGAUUGUCAUUCUUCCUGCCUUAAGACCGGAGCUUUUCACUGGUUUGAGAGCUCCAGCACGAGGUUUGCUCUUAUUUGGCCCACCUGGAAACGGGAAAACCAUGCUGGCCAAAGCGGUUGCGGCAGAGUCUAACAGCACCUUCUUCAACAUGAGCGCAGCCAGUUUGACGUCUAAAUUUGUGGGAGAGAGCGAGAAGCUAGUCCGAGCAUUGUUUGCAGCUGCCAGGGAAUUGCAGCCAUCUGUCAUCUUUAUAGAUGAAGUCGACAGCUUGCUUUGUGAAAGGCGAGAGGGGGAACAGGAGUUCUCACGUCGAUUAAAAACAGAGUUCCUCAUUGAAUUUGAUGGGGUACAGUCUGGAGGAGAUGACAGGGUACUUGUUAUGGGAGCUACCAACAGACCUCAGGAGCUAGAUGAAGCAGUUUUAAGGCGCUUUGCAAAAAGAGUCUAUGUGUCAUUGCCUGAUGAGAAGACAAGGGCAACACUUCUGCAACAUCUUUUAGCAAAGCAAGGAAGUCCGCUGAGCAAAAAUGAAUUGAGCCUUCUUGCAAAAGCAACUGCAGGAUAUUCUGGAAGUGACCUGACAUCCUUAGCUAAAGAUGCUGCACUUGGGCCAAUCAGGGAAUUAGGACCAGAUCAAGUUCGGCACAUGUCGGCUAGUCAGAUGCGAAACAUCAAGAUGAAGGACUUUGAGGAUUCCCUGAAGCGCAUUAAGCCCAGCGUCAGCCCAGCAACUCUCAAUAUGUACAACCAAUGGAACAACGACUUUGGUGACACAACUGCAUUUUGA